AUGAGAAACUCUAAACAAAAACGAAAAUACUUGAAAUCGGUUUCUAAAACAUUUUCAACUGAUAGUCAAAAAUUUCAUUCAAUACAUAGCAACAAACAUGUUUCAACACCAGAGGUCUCUACACUACUUAAUAAGCUGCGUCACGAAUCCCAACCAAAAAGCAACCAAAGGUUAACUGAAACGUUGCCGAUGCCUGCGUAUAAGUAUUUAAUGAGAGCUUAUUUAAAUCAAGUUGAAGGUGAACAGAGGGAAAGGUUUGAGAACGAUCUGAGACUCCGUGUUUCAGGUCCGUUACCACCCAGAAGUUGGCGAGGUGCGUGGUACUCUGAAAAUACCAAACUAUCGUCUUCCAAUUUUGAUCUACCAUCACUCGCUACUGCUUGCAUAAAUACAAUAGCCAUAAACAUCAAAAAUUAUAUUUCAUGUCCAUACUUUUCAAAUUUGCCUACACAUCUAAAACAAAAUAUCCUCUCCUCUUUAAGCAUACACAAUCCUCUCACCGAUGAUUUGCUUAAAUUGUUUGCAUCAGAUUCUGAAUAUGAUGAAUUAGAUAUAUCAAAUAGUAGCGUAUCUUUGGAAUGUCUGAAAAGAUCUUUUUGGCAAAUGGUUAAUGAUAAUGAUGAUAUUGUAGACGAUUGGGAAGCCCUUAUGGAUCGCUCUGAAAGCGAUGAUACCGAUUUUUUAUCAUUUCGAUAUUUUAAAUCUUUUGAUUCUUCCUCUAUUUGGGAAAAGCCAGUGAAAGAUUCUAGUUCAUUGUCUACAAAAUAUGUUUCUAAAGUUCCUGAACUUUGUAGAUUAAAUGUUAGUUUUACUUGCAAUAUUCCUAUCAUACCAUUAUCCAAGUUAGUUACUUCAACUAUACCGCUACUUAGCCAUUUAUCCAUCGCUGGUUGUUCUAACCAUGAAAAUGGUCCUCAAGCAUUGAGAAUUUUUAGUACGGGAUUGAUAAAUCUUGUUUUCCUUGAGAUAUCCCAUAAUGACUGGGUAACCGAUCAGGUGGUUUUGCAAUGUAUAAAUUGGGAUAGGGAUCUCAAAUAUUUAAAAAUGCUAGUUGCUGUCUGUUGUUUUUCUUGGAAGGAUGUCGAUGCUUUAAGAAAUAAAUUGUCUCGUGGAAGAGAGAUUGAUAUAAUCACUUUUUUCACUUCCAAGCCAAAAUCCGAAGAGGAUAUGGCCCUGACAAGCCAACCAGAUGCUGAUGAGUUAACAACACCAACCACACCAUUACAACAAGCCCAGACGGAACCUGAUCCAUUGCCACAAGAUUUGCCAGUUCAGGAGCAAGAAGCAUCAACAGAACCAAAAGUUUUAUCUCCCGGCGAUGAGGCCUUAACGCAUAUAUCAGAAAUGAACCAACUCACAAUUCCUUGGCCAGAAGUUAAAGAAAUAAUUAAAGAGAGAUUUGAAAAGGAAACACAAUUGCCAAUCGCAGUAAAUGGCGCAGAUCCAGAACAGAUAGAUAAAGUUAAAGCAGAGAUAGAAGAAUAUAAACAAAAUAUUAACAAAAUGCUCGAUGGGUUUGAGAAACCACCAUUCACUAUUCAAAGAACGGCUGAGUUAUUACUGAGACCUUUUCAACAUCAUAAAACUUUAAUUAAAUGGCUUCGGGCUUUGGAAAAGGUAUUAAUGGUGCAAUCUUCUGUUGAUGAAUUUCCGCCAGUCUCAAAUACCAGUAUGGUAACAGAUAGACUAGAGAUAAUGGAUGUGACUACUUCGCCAAAAUUGGUUCCGAUUACGUUUACCCCUAAAAUAGAGGCUGUGACAAAAGAGGAAGGCAAGGAGACUGAUUAUGAUGCUGAUACCAGUGAAGAAAGUAGUGAAGAAGGUAGCUCAAGUGAGCUUACAAAAUUAGAGGAUGCGGUAGCUGAAGAAAACCAAAACCCUGUAGAGAAUACUGAAAGCACAGAAGCAAAAGAAUCGCCUGUUGUUGCGGAGAUAAGUGAAGGUCAAGAGCCAAUAGCAAUGGACACUUCUGAUUGA
Messenger RNA from Dentiscutata erythropus, 1977 nucleotides. The record is from the annotation of a GenBank genome assembly. Lineage: Eukaryota; Fungi; Glomeromycota; Glomeromycetes; Diversisporales; Gigasporaceae.